GCCUCCCGUGACUGAGUUGAGGAUACUCUUUCCCCUGCAUCUUUCUGUAUCGCUAAACGUGAAUAAACACGACGUUGUUCUCUAUAAACAUUGACCAUCUCCUCUGAAGAAAGGUGUCAGAAUUAGCUGAGGCAGGCAGUUAAAGGAAGAAUUCUAAAGAUGGAUUUAAAACAUCUAGCUGGCUACCAGGUGAAACAUUUCUGUUGAACUAGCAACCAUCUUGCCAAGGAAGACAUGAAAACACAUCCAGAGUGUGUACACACCGAUCUGAGCUGAAAGCUGCACCCUUCUUUUCACUGAAGGAAGAGGAUUCGUUACUGGCGUCUUGAGGCUUCUACCUUGAAAUGUGCUGUGUCUUGCAAGGGAUUGGGAUGGGCCGAACAUGGUACCUUCAAAGAGCUUGGAAGGCUUUGAUGAGUCCACUUCCUCUUCCUCAUGGAUCAACAGGGCUGUGGCCUUUACUUGCUCCGAGGAAGGCAAAGUCCUUCCUUGAACUUGUAAUCAGCUCCCAGAGUGACAGCUUGGAGAGAGACAGAACAGGCAGGGAAGUGAGAGGGGAUGACAUGCAGCAAAGGGCCUGAGCUGCAAUCCAACACGGGCCUCUGCGGCAAGGACUCAGCCUUGAUACAUGGUGUGCACCUGCUCUACCAGGGUCAGCCUACCCCAGUGGGGAACUGGGUGGAAGAAAGGAAACACCCUGGACAGUGUACCGUGGCCUCAAUGAUGACUUCAGGUUUGGUGGCUGGGCAGCUGAGACGGUUUUCUUUUUACGCCGUAAGCAAAUGUCGCGAUACAUCAGCGGGCAAGCAAGACAAGCUGACGAGGUGAAGCACCAGAUCGCCACGCAGGAACAGGACCAUGAUUGACAGCUGGGCGAGCUGAGGAGACCUGUCACUCAUCUUCCUAUCAGCGUGUCAGAGGGCUAUCUCCUUCUCGCCUUCCCCCUCUUCGUCCUCCUUCUCCUCCACCAUCAUCCUCUUCCCUCCCCUCAAUCCUCUCCUCUUAUCUUCUCAAUGGGCUGGUAACCUCACCAUCCCUCCUAGUUAUCCACCACUCCAGAAACUUGAAAGAGACAGAAAUAGUAAAGAAAAACAACUCUUCUAAAAAGAUUGUCUCUCCACCUGAGGGAAGUUUGGCAUGCCUCCUCACUCCAGUUGAGUGAGUUGUAGUAAGUGGAAGUAGAAGAGGGAUCCCUUGUUAUUACACCUUCAGAAGGAGAUACAGCUCCUCGAGAAGGAGCCGAGAGAGGACCAGUCAUGCGUUUCCAUUUUGCGUUGACGCUGCAGGCGCUGUGGACCGGUGUUUGCCAGGCAGCCAUGCAGCACUACCCUGCAGCGUGGGGCCACUACGAUGUGUGUAAAUCCCAGAUUUUCUCAGACGAAGGCUUAACCUGGGACUACAUGGCCUGCCAGCCAGAGGCAGCAGACAUGACCCAGUACCUAAAGGUAACUCUGGAUCCCCCCAACAUCACCUGUGGAGACCCUCCGGAGACAUACUGUGCCCUGGAGAACCCUUAUAUGUGUAAUAAUGAAUGUGACGCCACCACGGAGGAACUCGCCCACCCUCCGGAGCUUAUGUUUGACAUCGAGGGCCGUAACCCCACAACCUUCUGGCAGUCCACAUCUUGGAAGAAAUACCCAAAGGCCCUCCUGGUCAACAUCACGCUAUCUUGGAACAAGACCAUUGAGCUGACCGACGACAUCGUCCUUACCUUUGAGUCUGGCCGGCCCGAGCAGAUGGUCCUGGAAAAGUCGUUGGAUUAUGGACGAACCUGGCAGCCCUACCAGUUCUAUGCCACUGACUGCCUAGACGCCUUCACCAUGGAGCCCAAGACGGUGCAGGACCUGACUCAGCAUACCCUGCUGGACAUCAUCUGCACUGAGGACUACUCACGAGGUUAUGUGUGGAAGUAUGAUAAAACAGUGCGCUUUGAGAUCAAGGACCGCUUUGCACUGUUUGCUGGGCCCCGGCUCCACAACAUGGCUUCGCUCUAUGGCCAACUGGACACUACCAAGAACCUGCGGGACUUCUUUACCAUCACAGACCUGAGAAUCCGUCUGCUCCGGCCCGCUACAGGAGCUACCAUGGUGGACGAGAAUAACCUGUCCAGAUACUUCUAUGCCAUUUCUGACAUCAAAGUCCAGGGCAGGUGCAAGUGCAACCUUCACGCCAACAGCUGUGUAUAUGACAAAGAGAAGUUGAGCUGCGAGUGUGAACACAACACAACUGGGCCUGACUGCGGCCGCUGUAAGAAGAAUUACCAGGGCCGAGCAUGGAGCGCUGGCUCCUACCUGCCCAUCCCAAAGGGCACAGCCAAUAUCUGUAUUCCUAAUAACAUUGGUCCAGUUAUUCGGCCGAAUGUGUCAUCGCUAGGUGUCGCUAACCGAAAAGAAGUAGCUCCUCAGGUUGCAUUGUCCACUGCCCCUUCUGUCCACGUUGCAAACAGCAAGCGAGCCCGGGUGUGUGACAACGAGCUCCUGCGCUGCCAAAAUGGCGGAGUGUGUGUCAACAACGUCCGCUGCAGCUGUCCCUCAGACUACUCAGGCCUGCUGUGUGAGAAGCCCCGCUGCGAGUCGGAGCUGGGGGGCUGCGGGGGCCCCAAUUCGGGCCAGGCCCCCCUGACGCCUCCAUCAUCUCCCAGGCUGCUGCUGCUGCUGCUGCUGCUGGGCUCGGUGCUGCGGAGAGAGGCCUCCUGCUGGCCCGCUGUGCUCUGAAGAGACCCAUGACCUGGU
Molecule: messenger RNA, 2732 nt
Organism: Perca flavescens (yellow perch)
Lineage: Eukaryota; Metazoa; Chordata; Actinopteri; Perciformes; Percidae
Gene: ntng1a
Product: netrin g1a
Exons: 14
Coding region: 1257-2714 (485 amino acids)
Biological process (GO): tissue development; animal organ morphogenesis; axonogenesis
Source: RefSeq, a predicted model, not a curated record